Messenger RNA from Dentiscutata heterogama, 315 nucleotides. The record is from the annotation of a GenBank genome assembly. Lineage: Eukaryota; Fungi; Glomeromycota; Glomeromycetes; Diversisporales; Gigasporaceae.
GCAGUAAAAGUGACAGAAUAUGAUAACAAUAGUUGUAAAGAAUUCUACAAAAGGUUUUAUACUGAAAUUACUAGUAAUAAGGAUCCUUAUUUUGCUGUUUAUGAUUUUGAUUAUGAAAAGCCUGGUGAAGGUCGUCAAAAUAAGAUUAUAUUUAUUUCUUGGAUUCCUGCAAAUGCCAAUAUACAAGAUAAAACUAUCUCAGCUGUAAGUAAAGAGGUAUUAAAAACUAAACUUGAUAUUUCAUUUCAAAUUGAAGGCACCGAAGCCAAUGAUAUUGAGUUUGAAACAGUCCUUGAUAAAGUUCUCAAGACUUAA